AUGGUGAUGAGGAUCCUGUGGCGUUGGCUUCCCCUCACCGCACUGGGUGGCCUCACCUGGGCCAACCGCUGCCGGGAGGGAGUGCGCCCGCCAGUGGCGCAACAGCUCUUGGACGAGCUCUUCCUUGGGAAUGAUCCGAUGCUUGACUUCGAAUAUGAGGACCUUGUUCCUGAUACCAGUAUGACGCAUAUGUCUGCCAAAGAUGUGGACCUGGUGCUGUCAGUGGCGAAACCCAGCUUUUGGCUCGAGCUCGGCAGCUUUGAGGGCGGCUCUGCCAUCGUGGCCAGCGAGCGGAUUUUGGCACAUGGACUUAACACAUCAGUGGUCGCCGUCGACACCUUCUUGGGCGAUGUGCGUGUCUUGUGGGAGCGGCCCCCGGAGGAGCGCCGGAAACUGCUCCGCGCCGAUGGCCGGAUCACGCUCUUUGACCGCCCGGGACGUCCGGAUUUGGCGGUGGGCGGUGUUGAGUUACAAAAGAUCCAGACUCCAGACUGA
Durusdinium trenchii is the source of this 495-nucleotide messenger RNA. The record is from the annotation of a GenBank genome assembly. NCBI's taxonomy places the organism in Eukaryota, Dinophyceae, Suessiales, Symbiodiniaceae.